AUGGCAGCAUAUGGAGCAUACCCAGUGAUGGCAGGUGCUGCCUAUCCUCCACGACCAAGUCCCUACCUUGUCAGCCCAUCGCCCUAUUAUCCACAAAGUCCGAUGGCGUACGGACAGCCAGGUCCUAUAGCACAACCAUUAGUAUAUGGGCAACCUUAUGGUCGACCCUACUAUCCCGGACACGGAGGUCAUGACUCUUGCUGUUUAGCUUUAUUGGCUAUGUGCUGCUGUUGCUGUGCUGUAGAAGAGUGCUGCUACUAG
Umbelopsis ramanniana AG is the source of this 261-nucleotide messenger RNA. RefSeq lists its product as uncharacterized. The record is from RefSeq and is a predicted model, not a curated record. The coding region runs from base 1 to 261 and encodes 86 amino acids. NCBI's taxonomy places the organism in Eukaryota, Fungi, Mucoromycota, Umbelopsidomycetes, Umbelopsidales, Umbelopsidaceae. The transcript has 4 exons.